GUUUCGGCCGCUCAGCCGCUGGAAGAAGCCCCGCCGCGAAGAUGGUGUCUGUGCUGCCGCGGGUGGAGAGGCUGUCGUCGCGGGUUGUCCGCGUGCUGGGCUGCAACCCGGGGCCGAUGACCUUGCAGGGCACCAACACCUACCUGGUAGGGACCGGCCCCAGGUACGUAGCAGCCCCCGCCGACCUCCCCAGGAGGGACCGGCAGAAGAGAGUGGCUUAUAGUUCCCUUUUACCCUGAUGCUAAAGUAGCGAUUUGGAGCUGGCUUCGGAUAACUGUUUCAUGGGCAGGGCUUCCUUUGCCCGUAAUAGCUGCAUAGGCAGGCAGAAAUUCAACAGGUGGGGAUUCUUCCUCACCAGAGUAGGCAUGUGUGUAUCUAUACAUAUACAUGUGUGUUUGUGUGAGUGCAUAAGGUAAAAAGGUAAAGGUAAAGGACCCCUGGACGAUUAAGUCCAGUCAAAGGCAACUAUGGGGUGCAGCGCUCAUCUCGCUUCAGACCGAGGGAGCCGGCGUUUGUCCACAGACAGCUUUCUGGGUCGUGUGGCCAGCGUGACCAAACUGCUUCUGGCGCAACGGAAUACCGUGACAGAAACCACACAAAAACACAGUUUACCUUCCCACUGCGGCAGUACUUAUUUAUCUACUUGCACUGAUGUGCUUUCAAACUGCUAGGUUGGCAGGAGCUGGGACAGAACAACGGGAGCUCACCCGUUGCGGGAUUCAAACUGCCGACCUUCUGAUCGGCAAGCCCAAGAGGCUCAGUGGUUUACACCACAGCACCACCCACGCAUACAUACCUUUGUGAGCACAUAAAUACACACACACACACAUUUAUGUAGUGAGCCCCCCAUGUUUCACGAGUUCAGUUGGUACGGCGCAUGCACUGCCUGCAGAAGGUCCAAGGUUCAAACCUCAGGUAUCUCCAGGUAGGAUUAGGAAAGAUCCACAAUGAGAUCUCUGCUGCUGCUGCCAGUCAGUGAAUACUGACAGGCAUCAUUUUAUUUGUAUGCUGCCUUUCCACUGUUCAAACCAUUAUCAAGGUGGUGGCUUUCAACAUGAAAAGAAUGCAUAACUGCAACAUAACAAAAGUCAUAAACAAACAAAACAAUAAAAAAUAUUCCACCAAACUGAAGAGUUACCACAUAAAUCAGGACAAGAUCUCAAAUAAAGAUACUGUACCAAAAAAACCAGUAACAGCGCGCGCACACACACACCCCGCAACAAAAAACCCCAAACAACAUCGCAGCCCAAGAGUCUGGUCAGCAGCCUCAUCUUUGGUAGCUGGAGUCAGUCUGGGCCCUGCCUUCCCAGGCCAGGUAAGAAAAGGCCUACAGGGCAAGGAGCAGGUAUUUCAGGACUUGCAGCCAAGAUGCGCUGAGGACUGAGAUAAAGGGUCUCAUUAGAUGUAAAGCAGCUGCAGGUGUUGUGAAAAAGGCAGAAGACCUGCCAAGUGAGAAGAGGGAACCUUUCUUUAUUUUUGAGAAAUGAUCCAUCAGGAUUCCCACUUGUGUAAGGAUGCAGUGAUGUUCUGGAGUAAGAAAAAGUUGCUUUCCAUGUCACAGACAUUUUGUACUAGGAUCCAACCUUACUUUUCUAUUAAUUGUGCUUUGACUUUUCCAGUUAUGGUGUCUUUUUUUGGGGGGUGCGAUUCUGUCUUUAAUACAGAAGGAUCCUUAUUGAUACAGGAGAACCAGCUGUCCCUGAAUAUAUUGGCUGUUUGAAACAAGCGUUCAACGAAUUCAGCAUCUCAAUCCAGGAAAUCUUAGUAACACACUGGCACCAAGAUCACACAGGAGGCAUAUCUGAUAUUUGUAAAAACUUUCCCACUAGUAAGCAGUUUCAUUAUUUUUGUUGUUGUCUAAAAUGUCUGUAUUCUGUUUUUUAUACAAAAUGUAUCCAAGCUGUUUUUCAGUACUUUAAUCUGACAUUAAAUACUGUUAAAUAGCAGAAAGAUAAAGUAGGAAGAACAUUUGAAGGCUUGUAUACCAGUGUCUAAUAAAAUUCUUGCUGGUAAACGCUGAAUGCUGGCAACUAACUUCUACAUAGUUGAUUGUUUACUUCACAGGCUAUAAGUAAAACCAGCAAGGUAACUGUUUUUGCAUUAUAAAGUACAUUAGUCUGUGUAGCUAUUUGUAAUUGUUUUUUUAAUACAGUCAAACCUCAGAACUCGAAUGUAAUCUGUUCCAGAAGACCGUUCGACUUCUGAAACGUUUGAGUUCCAAGGUGCAGCUUCCGAUUGGUUGCAAUAGCUUCUUGCACUCAAACGGAAGCCGCUUUGGACGUUCGAAUUCCGAGGAUUGUUUGAAAGCCAGAACACUUACUUCCAGGUUUUUGGCAUUCGGGCAAUGGAGUCGUUCGAGUUCUGAGGUUUAACUGUAUGUGUUUAUUGUUAAUGUUUUAUUGUUAAUUGUUUCAGUACGUUUCAUGGGAAACAGCUCAUGAAGUGAAAACAAGACUGCUUUGCUAUGCUUAUAAAGUCAGGAAAUUUAACUUGCGCAUUUUAAAUUGGCCAGACCUCUUGCAAAGCCAUUUCUUUGCAUGCUUACUCAUAAAAACUGUUUCUCUUGUUAGCAUCAUAAUGGUAUAGAAAGUUGCCCUGGGCAACUAAGUGUGUGUGCGUCUAUAUCCUUUAUCUGUCAACCCAUCACUACCAAAUGUAUGCCAUUCUUUUCAACCCAAAUGUAAAGUGUAUAGGGCAGCUUGUUGGCAAGGCAUUGCUUGGUCGUUAUGGCCGCCAAGUUGCCAUUAGUUUUAACAUUACCCCUAACCUGCAGAAGAAGAAGAAAAACUAAGAGACAGUGUGGGUGCAUGGAAGGCAAGGGCCCUUCCAGAUUGGUGGAGUUUUUCACAGGUGUCUUUUUGCAAUAUGUCAUUGACAGAGUCAUAGUGCAUUAGUCCACACAUAAUUUCAUUAGUAGUUCUUCAAUGGUUCCCAAGCAUUACUGCAUUAUUGCCAUCUGUGGGGAGCAUUUGGGGUCUCUCCAGAUGCUCUUUCUGUUGUGCAUUCCUGAUCUACGUUCAUGAUGGUACCAGGAUAAUUGUAUGCAAUCCUGCUUUCAGUACUGUUUGCUUCUGCAAAAGUUCUGAGGUGGUCAAACUGCUUCACUUGGAAUCGGUGUAUGUCCUGUAGAUUCCUGCCAAAAUCCUAUUCUAGUGUUUGUUGUGCUGUCGUGCAAGAGUGCCCCUACGGACAGCAAUUAUGUGUCGGGGAAGCAUUGCAGAACAACUAGCAAAUUGGAAUGAUGUGUGGCUGAUCCAGUGUAAAUCCAUCACUGAUGCACUAUGACUGAGUCAAUGACGUGUUACAGAAUACACCUGCAAAAACCAGCCCCAGUCUGAAGAGGCCUGAGUGAUAUGAAAAGUUACAGGAUUUCAGCAGGAAGCUACAAAACAUGCACCAUUGGGAGAUGAAGCAGUCUGCCUUUCCAUUAAAGAGAGCAAGAGUCUCCUAAACACACCGGACUCCUGGUUAUUGGCCCAAGCAUCUAAACAAAAGCAGUCAUGUUUCAUACCUGGAUCAGCCCAUUGCCUUGUGCUAAUGUUAGCCCAGGUCCUAUGAAUCAUUUGCCUCUCCUCCUAUAAGCAUUUGCUGGGGCACACUUUAUCCUUAUUUCAUUCCAGAAUCUUUUCAUUCAUUUCUUAAGAGCAAUUUAUAUGACAAAUGUCUGUAAAACAAUGUCAGCAUGCACUUUUGGGAGCAAUGUUACAACAUGUAAAAUAAAGUAAUGCUGCUUUUUUAUUUUUGUGUUUAAAAACUAAGAUACUGUGAUUUUUCAGGAAAUUUCAAAUAAUGUGUGACUAAGCUGCUUCUAAAACAUAUUUAAUGCCACAUUUCUUUUCAAAACUAGCUUCUGAGUACUGCAUAAGCAAACUUCCACGUAACCCACACUCUGAAGAAAUAAUAGGAGAUGGAAAGCAAAAGUAUACAUACCUUAGAGAUGGAGAUCUUUUAAAGACAGAGGGAGCUACUCUGAGGUAACUGAUAACUUCUGCACAUUGACCACUGUAUGAAGAUUUUCUCUUUCACGUGCAAGAUUUUUAAUAUUGGCGCAAUUAUGUAUUUUAUCAUGGUAUUAUCUACUAUAUAUUUUGGAAAGUUGUGUGUAUCUGUGGGUUUGGAUUAGACCCAAACCUGUCUGGGUUCUUGGAUCUUCAGGAAGGCUGCUUUUCCAAGUUCCACAAACAUCACAAGUGCCUUUAGCAGGUACACAAGCCUGUCUCUGUUAAUCUUCCACAGACAAAUGAAAAUUCAUGUUUAGACAGGACUUUGCCUUAUUCAAGUGGUUUUACCUCUACCACAGAUUCUUAACGCUUCAUAUGUUUCAUGCUUUUUAUAUGUAUUUGUAUUUGUUGUCGGAUGCCUUGAGGGCUCUAUUGUGGAAAGGUCAGAUAUGAGUUUAAUAAUCUUCUUUUGUCAAUCUGCAGGGUAUUAUAUACCCCUGGACAUACAGAUGACCACAUGGCUUUACAUCUCCUAGAAGAAAAUGCUAUAUUUUCUGGUGACUGCAUUUUAGGAGAAGGAACAGCAGUCUUUGAAGACCUUUAUGAUUACAUGAAAUCGUUGGAAAAGCUACUAGAAGUGAAAGCUGACUUAAUUUACCCUGGUUAGUUCCACAUUUGACCUGAAUUCAGAACACAUCACUUUUUGACCUCCUCUGGUACAGUUCUUAUGACUAGAACUGCUGUUCAAAAUCCCUAAUGCCUUGCUCUUUAUCACCAGAGCCCUCUGAUCCUUCUGUUGAUUGUUGUCCUUUCAUGGCAGGUUACAGCAAGCAUAGAGAAGGUCUCCUGUGUCUCUUGAAUCCUGUUUACAAUGUGUUUUGUGAUGCUUUAGCUUUCCUACUCAUAAUAAGCUGAAAUUGCAGCCUGAACUUGCACUACAUUUGAUUUUUUAAAAAGCCUUGUGUGUUGCCAGAGUGCAUCCUUGAUUUAUGGGCCUUAUUGCAAAUCAUUUAGGGCAGUAUGCAGUGAAAUAGUCCCAUUAGCACAAGCGCUUCCAGCUGUGCAUUCCCUCUCCUCUCAUUCCCUAAAUUUGUUCUGGGUUUCUCCCCAACACUCUUGGCAAAUGGAAAUCCUUGUGCUAUCAGAACUACUUUGUUGGAUACCGCCCAUAGUUUCCUAGAAUCUAUUGAAAAUUAUUGAGAGGAUACAUAAAAUUUAACUGCCAAAAGGAGAAGAUGCACUGUGGUGCCAUCUCUCUGUGAAUCCUUGUUGAAUGAAACAUAUGGACACAGACUGAUUCGGUGUGUUUUGAUAACUUUUUUGUUGGCUAAUACCUACCUUUGGAAUCUCUGCAGUGCUCAAACUACUGAUGACAAAAUGUCAUACUGAAUGAAAGAAGAGCCUGCUGGAUCAGGUCAAGCAUCCUGUUCUCUUAGUGGCCAACCAGAUGCCUGAUACCUUCAGCUGUCUAGGGAGCUCCUGAUCUCUGCAACUACUUUGUCCUUUUCCUUUGAUGCCCCUUAUGACUAGAACUGCCUCCCAAGAUGCCUUCGUGCAGUCACUUCCCUUAAGUCCCUCCUUGAGAUUAACCUGUUGCAGGAAGCCUCACACUACAUAACUAAGCCAAAAUAUGUGCAAUUUAAGUAAUCACAUACUACUCCUCAACCUACUGAUACCUCUGCUACCCCCUCGCUUCUUCUUUUGUCUCUCAGUGUUUAUUUUACUUGAUAAAUCCAUUGAGGUAGGAAUUGGCUAUACCUGUUCUUUGCAAAUUGCCACAUACAUAGAUAGCACAUGACCAUUUCCUAGGGUAGGUGUGUACUAAUGGUCUGAGUUGUGAAAAGUCCUUUGGCCACUAGAGGGCCAACAUUUUUCUUCACAUUUGACCUAACUGUAUUCAGAGUUCAGUUCUUAAAAGUGACUAUAGAAGAGAUGUUAAAGAUAUGGGGUGGUAUCUGAUGAACUCGGAAGUGGGCCUGUUGAGAUCAAUAGGCAUGGUUUCAGUGAGUCUGCUCUGAAUACGUCUUUGUCUGAUGCCAACCUAAACUGGAAAUCAUAGUAAUAUUAACGUAAAGGCUUUGCUCUUAAACUGUUUUUUGUUUGUUUGUUUGUUUCAAAAUUUUAGUGUUGUGGUGAUCUAAUGCAACUGCUAGGGUGAGAAAGUAAUAAUACCUCUAAACUUACUGGUGCAGACAUGCAGCAAAAUCAGAAGAUACUGGAACCAUACGGGACACCUAUUCCACUUGCUUUGAACAUCAUAAUAACAAAUACUGCAGCAGAAGCAGAGACUGUAAACGUGUAUUGUUGUUGUAGUUUUUCUAUAUUAACCCCUUUUUUCCCCUUACAGGACAUGGCCCAAUAAUAAAAGGGGCAAGAGCUAAAAUUCAAGAGUACAUUUCUCACCGAAAUGCACGGGAACAGCAAAUCCUCAAUGUCUUGAAAGAGAAUGCUGAGAAAUCUUUUACAAGAGAGGAACUUGUGAAAAUGGUAUACAAGGUAGCUGUCUAGCUGACUCUUACUUUUGAAUUAGGAAUAAGAUGUUUAAUUUCGCUAGUAGAAGCAGUCACAAUAAAAUGAAUGGUUCACAAACAUCGUAGUUUCUAUGACAAGGAAAAAGUGACAUGUGUAUGUGUUCACUGUAGCAAGGCAAAUUGGAAGCUGUCCUGUAUCUAAACUUUCUUGUUUUUGUUGGGACAUUAAGAAUUUCAUCAAUUUCCUUUUUUCCCCCAGAACUAAAAUUAUUUUGGCAGACCCUCUUCAGGAAAAGCAGAUCUUCAAACUCUUGCAUUUUAAACAUACAAAAUGCUAAACGAUAAAGAAUAUGUCACAUAUCCAAAAGCAUAUAAGAUGCAGCAUGGAAAUGCAAUUUGUACAAUAUGCUGGUAUUACUGCUAUGUGAUCAAGGCUUCCUAAGCUGAUACACCAGCAAAAAUAUUAGGGACACAGAAGCUGCCUCAUCUCUAGUUAAGAUUGUUGGUCCAUCUAGCUCAGGGUUGUCUACACAGAGCAACAAUGGUAUUCAAGACCUUCAGGCAGGGUUUUUUCUCAAUCCUAACUGGAGAUGCCAGGGGUUCAACCUGGACUUUCCACAUACAAAGCAUAUGAACUUGCUGUUGUUUAGUCGUGUCCGACUCUUCGUGACCCCAUGGACCAGAGCACGCCAGGCACUCCUGUCUUCCACUGCCUCCCGCAGUUUGGUCAGACUCAUGCUGGUAGCUUCGAGAACACUAUCCAACCAUCUCAUCCUCUGUUGUCACCUUCUUCUUGUGCCCUCAAUCUUUCCCAACAUCAGGGUCUUUUCCAGGGAGUCUUCUCUUCUCAUGAGGUGACCAAAGUAUUAGAGCCUCAGCUUCAGGAUCUGUCCUUCCAGUGAGCACUCAGGGCUGAUUUCCUUCAGAAUGGAUAGGUUUGAUUUUCUUGCAGUCCAUGGGACUCUCAAGAGUCUCCUCCAGCACCACAAUUCAAAAGCAUCAAUUCUUCGGCGAUCAGCCUUCUUUAUGGUCCAGCUCUCACUUCCAUACAUCACUACUGGGAAAACCAUAGCUUUAACUAUAUGGACCUUUGUUGGCAAGGUGAUGUCUCUGCUUUUUAAGAUGCUGUCUAGGUUUGUCAUUGCUUUUCUCCCAAGAAGCAGGCGUCUUUUAAUUUCGUGGCUGCUGUCACCAUCUGCACCAUCAUGGAGCCCAAGAAAGUAAUAUCUCUCACUGCCUCCAUUUCUUCCCCUUCUGUUUGCCAGGAGGUGAUGGGCCCAGUAGCCAUGAUCUUGGUCUUUUUGAUGUUGAGCUUCAGACCAUAUUUUGUGCUCUCCUUUUUCACCCUCAUUAAAAGGUUCUUUAAUUCCUUCUCACUUUCUGCCAUCAAGGCUGUGUCAUCUGCAUAUCUGCGGUUGUUGAUAUUUCUUCCGGCAAUCUUAAUUCCGGCUUGGGAUUCAUGCAGCCCAGCCUAGGACCCUUUAUUUAUUUAUUUACUUACUUACUUACUUACUUACUUACUUACUUACCACCCUGUACCUGGAGGUCUCAGGGCAGAUCACAGAACAAAAUCAAAAUAUAAAACCACAAUAUAUAUAUAUAUAUAAUCAAAAUAAAAACAAUAACACAAUAUCAAGCAAUCCAUAGUCUGUUGUCCACUACCAGUUGGCCAGGGAAGAAAAGCAGAAGCUCAGCGGUGUUUUUUAUAUGAUAACUAUAAUUAUGGGAAGAAUACAUUUGCACAGUUCUCUCUCUCUUUCUCUUUCUCUUUCUCUUUCUCUCACACACAGGCUGCUUGAGGACAGUAACAUUAACAUGAUGAAGGCGCUCAUGUACUUAAUACUAUGAACACACACAAGUCUGUAAAAUAAAAUAAUAAUAAUACAUGUGAUUACCAGAUAUUGCGGGGGAAGCUGGAGUAUAAAUAUAAUGACAAUAGCCCAAAUCCAAAUAAUUGUGUAAUUUAUUCUGUGAGUCCAAGGAGGCUUCAGGUUUGUGUUUGGUUCUUUAUAUCUGCCCAUCUCCCCAGUGCUUAAUCGCUUACUGCUUCUGAAACUGAGGGAAAUAUUUAAAUAGCAGUUCGUAAUCUGGUGUGGGGAGGAGUUAUUCGGAGAAAAGAUGUCUGAUUUGGCCACAGUGACACAUGCCUUAGCUAUAUCCUGUUUGGAUUACUGUUAACGUGCUCUUUGUGGGGCUGGCUUUGAAAAGUGCUCAGAACUUCAAUGGAGUCAAAGAGCUGCAGCCAGAUUGUUGACUGGGGCUGGUUAUAGGCAGCAUAUGACUCCCUUGAUACAACAGCUUCACUGGCUACUGGUCUGUUUCCAGGCACUAUUCAAAACAUUGGAAAUGACCUAUAAAGCCCUACACAGCUGAGGUCCAAGCUAUCUGAAAGACCGUAUUCUCUCAUACAAUCCUGCCUAGGUUUUGAAACAUUACAGGGAGGCCCAUCUCUUGGUCUUACCACCCUCACAAGCACAUUUGGUAGGGAUAUAAAAAAUGGCCUUCUCAGUGCCUGCUCCCAGACUUUGGAACUCCCUCCCUAAAGAAGCUAGACUGGCUCCCUCCUUGCUGUCCAUGUUGGCAGGUGAAGUAUUUCUUUCAACAGGCCUUUGGGAAUUGACUGCUUUUAAUCAAAGGGCUGUUGUCGUGCUGUUUUUAUUAUAAUUAUUGGUAUGUUUUAAACAUAUUUUAUAUUUGUAUAUAAUUUUAAUUCUGUUGUAUUUUAAUUUUAAUUAUGGAUUUUUCCUGUGUUUUUAGCGGUUUUUGUUUUUUUCCUGGAAGCUGCCUUGAGUCUUGUCAGGGAAAAAGGCGGAGUAUGAAUAUAUUUUAAUAAUAAUAAUAAAUGUCAAAAAUUACAUUGGGCUAACACAAGCUUCUUGUGUGAGUCUAAGCAGUUCUUUAUUUCCCUGCUAAUAAAUAUAUGAAUAGGUACUACAAUCAAUGCACUUUUUUCCUUUAUCUGUUUGUCAAGAAGAUGGAAACCCCCAAGAGUGCUUUAAUUAGUUCAACAUUUGGCUCUGUUCUGUUCUUUAACUUGGCAUUAGUGUGCUUGUGUGACUUUUUAAAAUCCUGACUGAAAUGAAAUUACCAAGAUGCCAUUUUAAUAGUGUUGCCAUUUAACAGUUCAACCUUAUACAUCUCAACUCAGAAAUAAGACUCUUCUUUUUUUAUCCCAGUUGAACUUCCUUACAGAUAGUGUAUAUAAGACUGCUUCCUAAACGUGUGGUUCAUGUGUUUUUAAUUAUUUUUUCUCUAGGACACACCUGAACACUUGCAUAGAGCUGCAGAGAUUAACCUCGGCCAUCACUUGAAGAAACUAAAAAAAGAAGGGAAAGUGUGUAAGUGGCUUUGUCUUUAACCCACAUCUGUUGUAUUCCAGCAGCAUGUUUAUGAUCCAGUUUUCCAGAAUUUUUCUGUGUUUAAGCCCAGGGGUGGGCAGAAGGUAGAUCUGGAAUGUACUAUUGGAUGCUUGUACAGUGGUACCUCGGGUUACAGACGCUUCAGGUUACAGACUCCACUAACCCAGAAAUAAUACUUCGGGUUAAGAACUUUGCUUCAGGAUGAGAACAGAAAUCGUGCUCCAGCAGAGCGGCAGCAGCGGGAGGCCCCAUUAGCUAAAGUGGUACCUCAGGUUAAGAACAGUUUCUCUGGAACGAAUUAAGUACAUAACCAGAGGUACCACUGUAUACUAUAGCUGUCCAUCAUGCCAAUAAGGCGUUUUUAAUGCAACAAUUCUUUGUUCCCAAAUGAUUAUUUUUUUUUUUGCUUGAAUUCAGAGACCCAGAUCUGCACAGAGCCUUUUGAAUAGUUCUACACUGUGGACACACAUAUUUUAUUUAUUUAAAUCAGGGGUGGCUAACUGUAUUCAGCCCAAGGGUUACAAUGACUGUCAGUCACCUUCCUGAGGGACAUAUGCCAGUAGUGGGUGUGCUCAGUUUUUUCUCGCAUGCACACAUACACACUCCACCCAUACAGAUGGCACAAGCACACUUUCCCGCUCCCCAGCAUUCACACGCAUCCUCACCGCACAUGCUGGCACACAGCACUCUGUUUCAAACACACACACACACACAAAUGCAGUCAUAUAUAUAUAUAUAUACAUAUAUAUAUAUAUAUAUAUAUACACACACACACACGCACGCACACACGUUUGUGCACAAAAAACCCCAGCACUCUUCCUCUCCCAAGUAAGGAAAAGGGUGCUUACAAAGGCAUCCUCGCCCCAGCAAUGGAAUGGGGGAAAUGCUGCCUUUACUUUUUCAUCUCCGCUGCCUUCAUUGGCACCUCAGUCCUAGGUUAUGGGCAUACUGCAUCAAAACAAAGCCCAAGAGAAUUCACUGGAUCAUAAAUAAUUAUAGAACAUCUCUGAACUGUAAAUGUUAAGCUUCCUGCUAUUUAGAAAAACAGCAUUUUGGAACUUUAAUAGAGGAUAACUUGUCAAAAUACUUAAAUGCCUCACUAAUAUUCAAAUAGUUUUAAUGGGCUUUAAAAAAAAUAUUCAGAUUACUGUUUUUUUAAAAAAUCAUAUUCCCAAAUUGAUAAUCUUUGAAAGAUGCAAUAUACUAACAGAAAAAAAUUGAGAUUAAAGUUGUGCUUGUAAAUCACUUUCUGCUUAAUGUCUUGCAUCAAAAAACUUUUGUUUUAAAUAGUAAUGUUUUCAGAUACCAGCUUAUUUAAUAUUUUCUUCUUCUUUUGCAGCAUAUGAAAAUUCUCCCGGCUUCAGAUGGAAAAGCAGUUUAUAGACAAAACACAAAAAUAAGUGUGAGGCUGAUGUUCUUGUGCCCUCCCUCUAAAGAAGCACCAAAUUGUCCACACAAUAUUUUUUUUCUUGGCAAAAGAUAUUUUGAGUACUUCAGCAUAGCGAGAGUAAAUUCAUAAAAUUUGACCAAGUUACUUAAUUCUGUUUUUCAGCAAAAUGAAUAAAGUGCAAUUAUUCACAUAUAAAU
Messenger RNA from Podarcis lilfordi (Lilford's wall lizard), 11358 nucleotides. Lineage: Eukaryota; Metazoa; Chordata; Lepidosauria; Squamata; Lacertidae. The record is from the annotation of a GenBank genome assembly.